ACAUACACAUCAAUUUACCGUUUUACAAGAAUAACUAGCUAAAUGGCACUCACGGUUUUUAAUAUAUUUUUCAUUUUGUUCUCUCUUCUUCCUUACUUUUCCUUUUCUUACACAUUCAGUCGUCUCAAUUUGCCAUCACCAGCCAUGGGUCCAGACUCUACUGCUUUUGAUGCUCAUGGUCAAGGACCCUACACUGGUGUUGCGGAUGGUAGAAUUCUCAAAUAUCAGGCUCCCAAUGUCGGUUUCCAAGACUAUGCUUUUGAUACGCCUAACAGGUCAAAGGCAGUGUGCGAUGGAAAUUCAAACCCAAUUCUCGGAAAUGUGUGUGGAAGACCUCUAGGUUUAGGGUUCUUGCGUUCGACAGGGCAGCUCUUCAUCGCCGACGCUUACCUUGGGCUCCUUGUUGUCGGAACUAAUGGCAGGCUUGCAAGAUCAAUAGCUACUGGAGCAGAAGGAGUGCCUUUUCGCUUCACUGAUGCUUUGGAUAUUGACCAACUAUCAUCCACGGUCUUUUUCACCGAUGCUAGUGCUAUAUACAACCUUGGUGAAAUUACACUAGCCGUGGCUACCAAUGACUCAACUGGAAGGUUAUUAAAAUAUGAUCCAAAAACCCAAAACGUUACAGUUUUAUUAAGAAAUCUUUCAGGUCCCGUUGGUGUUGCAGUUAGUGUUGGUGGAAAAUAUCUCCUUUUCACAGAGUUUAUAGGGAAAAGAAUUCAAAAAUAUUGGCUAAAAGGUCCUAAAGCCAACACAUCAGAAGUUCUAUUAACAUUGCCGGGGAAUCCUGACAACAUUAAGAGGACACCAUCAGGAGAUACUUUUUGGGUUGCAUUAAAUGUUCAACAAUCUGCGCAAAUUAAUGUUCCUACAGCAGUAAAAAUUGACGGGCUUGGUAGAAUUUUGCGCAAUAUUUCUCUUAGUCAGGACUAUAACUCUACUUUGAUAAGUGAGGUUCAUGAGCCUGUUGUUGGGAAAUUGUACAUCGGUUCUUUGUUCACUAAUUUUCUUGGUGUGGUUAAGAAUAUUUGAGAGUUUGUUAAUGUCCUAACGUAGCAACUUUUCAAAAAUAAAAGCUUUGAUGUAUGGCUCCCUUAAUAAUGUUGCAACGAAAUUGUAUGCGUUAUGUAUGAUUAAAAUCAAUAAAACUAUAAUAUGCGAAAAGUAAAAUGAAAAUUAAAUAUCUAUAAAUUUAAA
Molecule: messenger RNA, 1194 nt
Organism: Mercurialis annua (annual mercury)
Lineage: Eukaryota; Viridiplantae; Streptophyta; Magnoliopsida; Malpighiales; Euphorbiaceae
Product: protein STRICTOSIDINE SYNTHASE-LIKE 11-like
Exons: 3
Coding region: 43-1029 (328 amino acids)
Biological process (GO): biosynthetic process
Molecular function (GO): strictosidine synthase activity
Source: RefSeq, a predicted model, not a curated record